Messenger RNA from Sycon ciliatum, 698 nucleotides. RefSeq lists its product as uncharacterized. The transcript has 4 exons. The record is from RefSeq and is a predicted model, not a curated record. The coding region runs from base 1 to 693 and encodes 230 amino acids. NCBI's taxonomy places the organism in Eukaryota, Metazoa, Porifera, Calcarea, Leucosolenida, Sycettidae.
AUGAACAGCAACAUCAACUCCAUGAGACGGCCAUCAAAUUGUCAGAAUGCGCAUGGUGCGGUCGUAAACGAACCGGAUCGGCUACAAGAUGGAUUCCAGGGCAGUCUCGAGGAUGCUGCAUCCACUCAUGGCUGCUCCAUAUUAAAUCGUUCAGAAUCAGGUACUGCAAUAACGGAGAGCUCCUAUGAAGCGAUCGGAGCAGAAACAGCUAAAGCCAGCUCUAGUCCGCUUGCUAUGAGGCCAACUCAGGCUCAAACAUCCAGUUGCAUCACGAGUGAAGAUCCUCCGAAUCAAUCCACUGAGGCCACGGGACUUCAAGCUGCUGCUGAACACAGCCACCUUGAAUCAGUAGACAAGAUGUUUACGUAUGAAAGUGUGUCCUACAUUCAUCCACUACGGCCUAUUAAUCAGACGGCGGCAGUGACUUCCGCUGCUGCUUCAAUGGACAAAAGAAAGAUUCGAACCAAAGAUGAGAGCGCAGAUGACAGCCAAAUACCCCUGCAGGUGUAUUGCCUGGCAGGUGAACCUCGCCCAAGUAUUGAAGAUGGUGCAUACGAGAACGCACACCAGAAGACUGCAUAUGACCAGGAUUCAAUCCGGAUCAGUACGAUAACGUCAAGUUUGUUGGCGGAGCUGGGAAGCACCGGACCACUCCAGCAAAUACAGGAGAGUCUAUCUACGACAACGAAGUGAUACUU